UACUCCUAUGUUGCCGCUGCAGCAAGCAGCAGCAGCAGUUGACAGGUGACAGAACCCUGCGACCCGCGCUGAUCCGCCGCUAAUCUGUCGUGUCGUCUGCUGCGGGUCAUCAGGCAUAUCAGGGCUAGUGACGGUACUGAGUGCUGAACUUGACGUAUCACGUCGUCUGCACGGUGGUUCUGGUGGUGACCGGUUGAAGUCAACUAUGAUGCUGAGGACUGCGGUGCGGAAGUCAAGCUCACAGCUGUGUGCAGUGCCUAAGCCCAUCCAAGAAUGCCGAUACCAAAGUCACUCUCCUGUCGGAAAUCAGAAUCAGAGCUGUCAGCUACUUAUUGUUGGUGGCGGCUCAGCAGGCUGCUCUCUCGCUGCUAAGUUUGCCUCCAAGUUGGGCCGUGGUAAAGUUGUAAUUCUGGAUCCGGCUGAUGUGCACUAUUACCAGCCUCUCUUCACUCUAGUUGGUGGGGGUGUGUGCUCUCUUGAAAGUACUGUCAAGCCCAUGGGAUCAGUUCUUCCAAAAGAUGCUUUGUGGAUAAAGGAUGAAGCAGUAUCUUUUUCCCCAACUGAAAAUGUGGUCAGAACUAAGAAUGGAUCUAGUAUCAAAUAUGAUAUGCUUGUUUUGAGCUUAGGCCUCCAGCUCAAUUUUGACAAGGUAGAAGGACUUCUUAAAGCUCUGGAAACUCCUGGGUCUGGUGUUGCAACAAACUAUUCACCAAAAUAUGUCUCCAAAACAUUCAAGGAACUAGAAUUAUUUUCAAAAGGAAAUGCUGUCUUCACCUGCCCCAGCACACCAAUUAAAUGUGGUGGAGCUCCACAGAAAGCAGCUUAUCUGUCCGAACACCUCCUGAGAAAGGCCGGCAAAAGAAAGGAUGCCAACUUCCUAUACAGAACUGGUGCAGCUGUCUACUUUCCAAGUCCCCACUAUGAGAAAGUCCUGUUUAAAGUAGCUGAAAAGAGGGGAAUAGAUGUUGCUUUGAAAGAAGACCUAGUUAAAGUGGAUCAUCUUAACAAAACUGCAACCUUUGUGAACAUGGAUUCAAAGAAACAAUCUACACUGGAAUUUUCUUUUUUGCAUGUAACUCCACCGCAAGGCCCACCUUCAGUCCUUGCCCAAACUAAGGACCUGGCGGAUGCUGCUGGCUGGGUCAAUGUGAACAAGGAAACUUUACAACAUGUUAAAUUUAGCAACAUUUUCAGCUUUGGGGAUUGUUCUAGUCUCCCCACAUCAAAAACUGGUGCAGCUAUUGCUGGGCAAUUGGGUAUCAUUGCAAGAAAUUUAUCCAAUGCUCUUAGUGGGAAACCAUUGGAGAGCAAAUACAAUGGCUACACAUCCUGUCCUCUAGUCACUGGAUAUGGCUCUCUCAUUUUAGCUGAAUUUGAUUAUGACAAGAAGCCUGUUGAAACACUACCAUUCGAUCAAAGAAAGGAAUCCAGGAUCAACUAUGAACUUAAGAAGCAUGUCAUGCCAGCUAUUUACUGGAAUCUCAUGCUCAAAGGCAUGUGGGAUGGGCCUGGCAUCAUUCGGCGCAUUACUAAUCCUUUUUCUUAAGGUUUCAAUACUUCAUAGAAAAGUUAAAAAAUGUAAUUCUAGAUAAAAUUCAAAUUUUUGCACAAGAUAGAGCGAAGUGCAAUCUGCUUUGUGUUAAAUCACAUCUCUGUUCACAUCUCUCUCUAGGUUCUUCUAGUUAUUAAUUGUAUUGGUUGUGGUUCUCACAUUGUGGCGGAAUGGUCUCUUUAACUUAAAUGUGAUACUUGGAAUUAAUUGUGAUAUGCAAGCAGUUCAAUGACAAAUUUUAGCAUAAUCAUGUUGGAGGAUGAAGUUUUGAGAAUAUAAUUCAAGGUCUUUUAUGGAAA
Molecule: messenger RNA, 1851 nt
Organism: Thrips palmi
Lineage: Eukaryota; Metazoa; Arthropoda; Insecta; Thysanoptera; Thripidae
Gene: Sqor
Product: sulfide:quinone oxidoreductase, mitochondrial
Exons: 8
Coding region: 206-1546 (446 amino acids)
Cellular component (GO): mitochondrion
Molecular function (GO): FAD binding; sulfide:quinone oxidoreductase activity
Source: RefSeq, a predicted model, not a curated record